CGUGUAAGGUCCGCUUUAGCUACCAAUGCCGUUCCAAUCACGAUAGUGGAUAUUUUUCAUAUAAUUUAGCCAGAAGACAAACAAACUGUUUAUACUGCCGGGAAAAGCAAGAAAAAGGUUUGUUUGCACAAUUCCUUUGCAAUAUUACGAAAAUCUCCAUUCGUAGUAGGCUGUAGUAGUAGAACCAUUUCAUUUGUGCUGAGAAAAACUAAAAUGAUGAAUCACCACUGGUCGUUCAAUCUUAUUCGGGAUAUGAAAAAUUCUUCAAAUCAUAUCAUACGUACGGAAAAAGCCGUCGUUAUAUCGGACAAAUAUCCGAAGGCAAAGCAUCACUUUUUAGUGCUUCCCUGGAAGAACAUUGACACAAUUUACGAGCUAACUGAAAAUGAUAUUGAACUGCUUGAGGAAAUGCGUAUUUUGGGAUUAAAUGCGAUUGAAAAAACUUCAUUCCGGAAGGAAGAUUUUAAAAUGGGAUUCCACCACGAUCCAAGCAUGCGUCACUUGCACUUGCAUGUGAUCUCCAACGAUUUUAUUUCGGAUUCGCUCAAAAAAUUCAAACAUUGGAAUAUUUUUAACACAGACAUUUUUGUGCCAAUUGAAAGUGUUAUACAAGAACUAAGACAAAAAGGAAGAAUUGAUGUACCAGCAGGGGAGAAGAUACAACGGUUGAUGGAGGCGCCUUUAAAAUGCAACAAAUGUGAUUCUCAAUUCAAUUGGCUUCCAGAUUUGAAAAAACACCUUCUAAGACAUAUUUGAAAAUAAUU
Molecule: messenger RNA, 764 nt
Organism: Toxorhynchites rutilus septentrionalis
Lineage: Eukaryota; Metazoa; Arthropoda; Insecta; Diptera; Culicidae
Gene: Aptx
Product: aprataxin
Exons: 3
Coding region: 214-756 (180 amino acids)
Biological process (GO): single strand break repair; double-strand break repair
Cellular component (GO): nucleus
Molecular function (GO): single-strand break-containing DNA binding; mismatched DNA binding; double-stranded RNA binding
Source: RefSeq, a predicted model, not a curated record